UUCGUUUUAUAUCAACUUCUCCUUUUUUUAUAUAACUUAAACCCCUUUCAUGUCAAUAAUACAUUAUUCGGAGCGUCUAGAAGAAAUACACGAAGAGCAGUGUACUUCAGAAGAAGAAGAGGAUACUGACGACGAUGAGAUGACAGAUGCCUCUUCUUCCAUGUCUUCUUCACCCAGUAUCCCUGAUGAGAAUAUCAACUUUGAUCUCGUUUACGCGCUCCAUACCUUUGUUGCGACAGUCGAGGGUCAAGCCUCUGUCGUGAAGGGUGAUGCAUUGAUUCUGAUGGAAGAUACAAACAUUUACUGGUGGUUAGUCGAAGUGCUCAAGACAAAUGAAGUGGGUUAUAUACCAGCAGAGAACAUUGAGACACCUUAUGAGAGACUGGCAAGACUAAAUAAACAUCGAAACGUCGAGAUCACAUCUCCUUCUAUGCAGGACACUGCAUCACAGACUACAAUGCAUCCUUUGACAACAAAUGUACGUCGUGUCAUUAUAAGUGAUGAUUCAAAAGUGUAUCAUUACGAAGUUGAAUCCGAAGAAGAAGAAGACGAAGAGGACGAAGAGGAGAUAGAUCAAGAAGAUCAAACCGAGGAUUAUGCGCGAAAACAGGAAGUAUACCAAGAAAGUGAAUACUGUGAGAUGAAGAUGGAUGACGACGAGAAUGAUCUGAUAGAACCAAUCACACAAGAAAAGAUUGAGAUACCUCAAGAGACACCAGACGAUGGCCCUUUACAGGAACUCCGAGUGUUUGCAGGCAAUAUCGGUCAGGGCCCACUCUUCCACACAUUUUUGAUUUCAUAUCAAACAGCUGCUGAAGAACUGGUACAGCUCGCUAUUGAUAAGUUUGGUAUUCAACUACAAGAACAGGAUCACUCUGCGACGAUCGAGUACUAUGUUGCUGUUCAGGGCUUGGAUGGAGAUGAGUAUAUUCUCUUACCUCAGGAUAAACCAUUGUCGAUUUUCAAAACACUCACCGAUUCACUGACGACGCCCAUGCCCUCAGUCUCUCACAUUCGACGCAUCUCUCAACAAUCUGUCAGUUCAGUUCAGUCCUCAGGCACGACUCAGAGAAGACCACGAUCGAGUAGCUUUAGUAACUAUGAGCAAACAAAUUACGAUGAAGACUCAGUGAUUCGAUUUUAUUUGCACAGGCGCAUCAAAAGGGCCCAUGAAAACUUGGUUUACAUCAAAGUAUCACUUUAUCCAGAUACACGAAAACAAAAGAAGCCACAUGAGAUGGAUCGAAUGGAUAAAGUGAUUGCUGUCAAUCAAGAAUCAUCUGUUGGACAAGUCAUCCAGCUGGCUCUCGAGAAGUUUCAUGUGCCUGAUGCAGAGGGCAAGAGUAUCACCAAGCAACUGGGUAAAUAUAAAUUAUCUGUAAAAAGUCAUCAUGGAAAAGGUAAAGGAAUAAAGUUAUUAUUUAAGGAGACUGCAAAAAAGUGUGAUUGCGUGUGCGUGUGUGUUUCAUUGAUACUUAAGGAGUAUAUUAUUAUAUAGAAAUCGAAUUAGAAUCCAAUGAAAUCGUGUGUAAUAUCCUUGAAAGCUUAUCAAGCAAUACGAUCACAAGCGAACUACUCUUCAUUCUACGGAAAUCAGGCAAGAGACGCAAGUAUCAUUUUAUACAGCAAGAGGCUAGAAGACCGAGUAUCCUAGAUAUCUUGAUGGACUCAACCCCUAAAAGUGAAAGAACACGUUCUGAGGAUAGGAGUAUAUUAAAUACACAACAACAUCAAUCCCAUUCUACUACUUCUUCUACUUCUUUAUUUAAUUUCACUAGACGUGCUUCUGCUCCCUGUACAGACUCUGAUUCUCUUAUGGAG
Messenger RNA from Rhizopus microsporus ATCC 52813, 1821 nucleotides. RefSeq lists its product as uncharacterized. Gene Ontology annotation, molecular function: protein binding. The record is from RefSeq and is a predicted model, not a curated record. NCBI's taxonomy places the organism in Eukaryota, Fungi, Mucoromycota, Mucoromycetes, Mucorales, Rhizopodaceae. The transcript has 2 exons. Gene Ontology annotation, cellular component: cell tip; microtubule cytoskeleton. Bases 50 to 1498 code for a protein of 482 amino acids. Gene Ontology annotation, biological process: signal transduction; establishment or maintenance of actin cytoskeleton polarity.